AUGCCUAAACCAUAUAAUUUCCGUGAAUUUUUUACUUUAGUUGAUAAUCCAACUAAUAAAACAAAUGCAAAAGCAGUGUGUAAUUUUUGCGCACUUAAAAAUGGUGGAAUUCAAGUAGCAAAAUUAAAACCUGAUUAUAGUGAUUCUGAUGAAAAUGACCUUGAUAAACUUGAUGAAAAUGAACUUGAUAAAGAUGAACUUGAUAAUGAUAAAAAUGAACUUGAUAAAAAUAAUAAUUCGAAAAAUGACAAUAUAAAUAAUCAAUUUUUAGAAAAUGAUAUUGACGAAUCUAUAGCUAAUGAUAAAAAUCAAUGGAUUACAAUUGUUGAUCAAUGGAUUAUCGCAACUCAAUAUGAAAAUCAAGUAGAUGAUAUAAGAGAUCAA
Racocetra fulgida is the source of this 384-nucleotide messenger RNA. Lineage: Eukaryota; Fungi; Glomeromycota; Glomeromycetes; Diversisporales; Gigasporaceae. The record is from the annotation of a GenBank genome assembly.